Verruconis gallopava is the source of this 1126-nucleotide messenger RNA. RefSeq lists its product as uncharacterized. The transcript has a single exon. Gene Ontology annotation, cellular component: mitochondrion; membrane; cytoplasm. Bases 53 to 883 code for a protein of 276 amino acids. The record is from RefSeq and is a predicted model, not a curated record. NCBI's taxonomy places the organism in Eukaryota, Fungi, Ascomycota, Dothideomycetes, Venturiales, Sympoventuriaceae.
CACCGAUCGCAAAUUUCGCCAAAACCUUGACCAAAGGAGCCUAUGAUGAAACAUGAUAUCGUCAGGGCUUAUAGGAAGAGCCUCUCUUGCGUACCGCCUUUCUCGACGUUGUCAACUGCACCCACCGUUUAGUCAUUCUAAAACCAGAUCACAUAGUACUCUGCGACAAACCACGUCAGCAGAAACAACAGAAGCUAGCAAAAUCGCACCAGCAACCACCUCCGAGAAGUCGAUACCAGGACCGAUAUGGGCCUGGACAGAAUCAUUAAAUUCAUACACGCGCAUGCACGCACGGCGACCGCAUACAGUUCAACUUGUCUCUACUCUAAUAAUCUACCUUGUUGGCGACUUGACCGCACAGAGCAUAGCCCCUACACCACAAGAGAACGAUGGUGAUACUGCCUGGAGGGUUUCAUGGUACGACUUGCCUAGGACAGGGCGCGCGCUACUGAUCGGGGGUCUGGCAGCCAUUCCAGGAUACCACUGGUUUCUAUUUCUGUCUCGCAACUUCAAUUAUUCCUCAAAGGCAGGUAGCAUUGCUCUCAAAGUACUCAUCAACCAGACAUUCUUUACGCCAAUAUUCAAUACAUACUUUUUCGGCAUGCAGAGUCUGCUAUCUGGCGCUGGAUGGGACGAUAUUGUGAAAAGGGUGGAACAUACGGUUCCUAGAAGUUGGUACAACAGCUGGAAGCUGUGGCCUGCAGUGACGGCGUUCAGUUUUGCAUUUAUCAAGCUAGAGCUUAGAGGACUGUUCGCAGGAGUCAUCGCAAUAGGAUGGCAGACGUACCUAUCUAUCCUAAAUCAACGUGCAGCUAGGCUAGAGGUUACCAUGAAGGGGGAAAGCGACAGUGUCACUAACGUUGGGAAACCACAACAUGCAUGAAUCAAUGUUUUAUAGAGCAUGACAGAAGCAAUCUGGAGCAGGGAGUUUCUCAUUCACAAUGUACCGCAAACGCAUAAGACAAAUUACCCAACGAAUUAUGAGGCAAAGCUAACCAGAGAAGACGUAGGGAAUAGUGCAAGAGUAAGGGCUAGAUCGGAUCGGAUCAAUGUCCAUUGUUUCAUGAUAACUAAUGUACACCCUCCCAGCACCGAUGUGGUGCAAUCAUGAUGUUUAAAACCAACC